AAACGCACACACUGGGCUUUUCAGUGAGGAGGAGUGACACACAAACUGCCUUUUAUUCAGCCAGCAGCUCUCUGAGGAUCUGACAGAGCCUCCUGCAGUCACUCUGUGAACACGCUUCUCCCUGACAGACCUCAGCGUCUCCAGUUAUUCACUUUCCCAUCCACAGCAGACACGCUCUCUCUUCCUGGACUGGGCUUUUUAAACUCCUAGCAGGUGCUGGGUUCUCCUGGUGAUGACCUCAAUCCUGUGCCCUGGCAACACCUACGCUGCGAUGAAGGACCUCUCCUCGUCAUCUUCUCCUCUCACCACCCUCCUCCACUACUCUUCCUCUAAGCCCUCCGUCGUGCCCUUCUCCUCUUCGGCGGGUCCUGCCUCGUCGCCGGGGGUCUCGCUGUCAUCCGCGCCGCUCUCCAAGCCGCAGCCGUUCUGUCUGCAGACGGGUCCGCACCUCAUAGCCAGCAUGCAGCUGCAGAAGCUCAACUCUCACUACCAGAGCCUCGCCUCGGGGGUCUCCGCCAGCCACUCGGCCCCCGGCGGGGCUCAGAAAACCUUCGGGGGCUCACCGCUGAGCACGGCCAGCCCUCUCCUGGGGCCCUCCGGAGGCCUCGGCAGCAGUGGGAACAUGGGAGUGGGGAUCGGCAUGGCGGGCCAAGGCUCCGGAGCGGCUGGGAUUAUUGACUUUGACCCCGUGGACGAGGAAGUUCUCAUGUCUCUGGUGGUCGAGCUGGGUUUGGACAGAGCCAACGAGCUGCCGGAGCUCUGGCUGGGACAGAACGAGUUUGACUUCAUGUCAGACGUCCCGGCUGGAUGCUGACCAGCAAAAAGAAAAGGACGAAAAUCCCGCACAAACAUUCGGAGACAGCGGAAUUGAUCGACAAAGGGAGAGAAGGCUUCUCUCACUGUUUCGUUUUUCUCUCCCCUAACUUUCUUGGUUGAUACGUUUGAGGAGAGAGCUCAAGAGAUUCACGGCACCUUCCUGUUUCUGCUUUACUGUCAUGGUGUUACUUGUGGAUGGGAAAAUCUACAAUAAAGGACCUCUCUCUUUAAUUUGUUUUGCGAGUUUGUUUCACUGUGACGUUCUCACUCGAAGAAAUACCCAAAGCACAUGCGGAGUAUGUCCUCUUUUGUCCACCAUUGGAUCUCUGGACCUUAAUAAAAACCAGUUGACUGAUGUGAGAUGACUUCCAGAGUUUGGCCUCUUGGAGGCCAAACUCUAAAGACGAGUAAAACACACCUGUCGGACCUGGGUUGGCGCAUAAAGAACGUGAAAAAAAGUGAACCAGGACUUCUACAAAAAAGGACGACAAACACUACGCUUCCUCCUUUCUUAAUAGACGAUAUUGAGCCUCCGCUCUCAUGGGAAAGAGACUUCAGCCUCUUUGGCUUCACAAAGAUCUGAUUGUCUGAGAACUGGUUAUCUCCACAUACUUUCUUUUUUUUCUUUUUGUUUGAAUUUAGAUCAAGCAGUUGUGCCCUUGUUACUUAAGACAGCGGCUGAUAUCCAUCGGGUUAGUCCUGGACAAGGGGACCUUCUAUAGUCGCUGUUUUUGUGAACAUAAUGAUUCAGAUUAAGGGACGUGGAAGCUUUAGAAGCAUGUGACAUGAAUGCGGUAAAAAUGUGUGUAGCACAGCGCCGUUGAAACAACUGGAGCCUUUCGGUCAAUUCUGUGCCAAGCUAAGCUAAUGCAAAGCAUUUAAUCUGUGGACAAAACCCCCAAAAUGUUAGAUUCAUGGGUUUUCUACUUUACUGCUCAGAUAACUUUGUUUAAAUGUCUUUUAUCAGCUCGGGCUAACUGUAAAAUCACUUUCCUUCAUGUUUCUGAGGAGGUAGCAUGCUGCUUCAACACUAUGUGUUUACACACCUUUGACCCAGAGCAAAAGAUGUAGAGCUAAACUGUCACAGUAAAUGUCAAAAUCAAGAAAAAACUGUUUUUUUGGCUUUGAUUUGGUGUUAUAUAAACCUGUAACACCUUGCAGGAUUAAUACCUUAAUCAUGCUUUGUGGCGAUCAAUAACGUUUUUCUCUGGCGGGAGCAGCCAACAACACACACUGUUAUAUAGAGGACUGAAACCACUUGCCUGUUGCUGCACAGAUCUCUCAUCCUUCAGUCGCUGAAUCGCCGACCUCAGAGGGCGUCCUCCAGUGAAAUCGCAGCGGCUGCGCCUAGUUCACUCAGCUCAUGUGGAUUCUCAAAGUAAAUGGGAUAUGUUAAAGUAUGUGGAGAACUAACACUCGACUCAAACUUCCAGAGUUCUCUGUUCUUUCUUUGUUUUUAAAAAUAAAAGAAGUUAGGAUGAUUUUUAUGGCAGAUAUUUCUGGGAAAACAUUGGAUGGAUGGAUGGAUGGAUGAUGAAUGGACCAUUUAGCGGAUGGACAGCUGUAUUGAUGGAUGGAUGGAUGGAUUGUAUGGAGUGGUUGACUGACUUUUGACUGACGGAUGGAUGGAUGAUGGAUGGAUCAUUCAGUGAAUGAAUAGCUGUAUUGAUCGACAGAUGGAUGAAUGGAUGUAUUGAUCAAUGGAUGAAUGGAUUGAUUGACAGAUAGAUGAAUGGAUUGAUUGACGAACGGACAGAUGGAUUAAUCAUUAGACAGUGAUAUAUGGAAGAAGAUCCAGAAAUGCAGAUAUUUCCUGUGUACGAACCCUGACGCUCUGUGAUGUUUCCAGUGAAGCCCUUGAAAGUUUUCCUCUGGAGCUUUCUGCUACGACACAAAGCAUUAUUUUAUUGUUUUCAUUUAAAGUGUCAGGUUACACAAUCGCAAGUGUGUUUGUGCCAUGUGAUAUGACUGAAAGCAGCAGAAAAAUGCUAACAGGGGGCCUCGGGUUUAUCUUACAUAAACCGUUUUCUACACGUGAAACAAAGUGCUUAAUAGUGGUCAUUGCACAGCUUGGAAUCAUAAAAAGCCUUUAAUGUGAUUUUAUUCCUUAAGAAAUACAUAAACGUACAGUAAGACAUAAAAAAAUCAGUUUAUAAUCGAGACACAUAUGACGUGUCAAGCAAAAAAAGAUAACUUACAGAUUCGUGGUUUUAACUCCCCGAUCUUUUCCUGUUUUCGGCUCUCAUGGUUGGUCAUGUAUUUAUAUGAUCGUAAAUAAAGUUAAGGCUGCAAUACGU
Messenger RNA from Poecilia reticulata (guppy), 3113 nucleotides. It is a transcript of the gene cited1, whose product is annotated as Cbp/p300-interacting transactivator, with Glu/Asp-rich carboxy-terminal domain, 1. Gene Ontology annotation, molecular function: transcription coactivator activity. The record is from RefSeq and is a predicted model, not a curated record. NCBI's taxonomy places the organism in Eukaryota, Metazoa, Chordata, Actinopteri, Cyprinodontiformes, Poeciliidae. Gene Ontology annotation, cellular component: nucleus. Gene Ontology annotation, biological process: regulation of DNA-templated transcription.